CACAAAAAAAAGGUUUAUUUUAAAUUUAAUUUACUCUUCAAAUUUAAACCCAAAUCCAAACCAAUUAAAAUUAACUUAUCUAAUACUAUUCAACCCAACCCAACCCAACCCAAUCCAUUUUAACCAAACCCAACCCAACUCAUUCCCCUAAAUUUAACCCUAACCCUAACUCUAAUUCAUUUCUCCAUUCUAAUCACUCUCUCUCACCUUCUCAGAUCUCAGUUUUUGCCUCUGGUUUGUUGCUCACGAAUCUGCUUUGUUGCUCAUGAAUCUGCUCUACUCUUCAUGAACCCUUCUGCUCUGCUACUGCUCACGAAUCUGCUUUGCUCGUUGCUGCUCAUGAAUCUGCUUUGCUCUUCUGCUGCUCACGAGUCCUUUUGCUCUGUUGCUGCUCAUGAUCUGCUCUUCAUGAAACCCUUAUGCUCGUUGCUACUCACGAAUCUACUCUACUUUGCUGUUGCUCACGAAUCUGCUCUGCUGUGCUCUUCUGUUGCUCACGAGUCCUUGUGCUCUGUUGCUGCUCACAAUCUGCUCUUCAUGAACCCUUCUGCUCUGCUUUGCUAUUGCUCACGAAUCUGCUCUGCUGUGCUCUGCUUUGCUACUGCUUACGAGUCCUUUUCUCUUCACGAACCCUUCUACGUUGCUGCUGUUGGCUGUUGCUCACGAAUCCUUCUGCUUUACUGCUACCGAAAGCCAUCUACUCUGUAAAAGAUUUAGAAUUUGAUAUUUGGUGGGGAAUGGGGAUCCCAGUGAGGAACGGGGACGGGGGCAAAAUCUGCCUCCUGUCAAAAAUCCUCGCGGGAUCCCUGUCCCUG
Molecule: messenger RNA, 815 nt
Organism: Rubroshorea leprosula
Lineage: Eukaryota; Viridiplantae; Streptophyta; Magnoliopsida; Malvales; Dipterocarpaceae
Source: the annotation of a GenBank genome assembly